Messenger RNA from Doryrhamphus excisus (bluestripe pipefish), 8891 nucleotides. RefSeq names its product F-box protein 41 (gene fbxo41). NCBI's taxonomy places the organism in Eukaryota, Metazoa, Chordata, Actinopteri, Syngnathiformes, Syngnathidae. The record is from RefSeq and is a predicted model, not a curated record. Gene Ontology annotation, molecular function: protein binding.
GGACGUGUUCGCCGAUGCUGAGCGCUCGGUUCCUGCACAGUUUGGCCACGAAGCUGAAAUGUUGUAAAUGGACGCCGCAAGGUAUGAGACCAUACAACGACGUCAUACCGGGGGGGGGGGCCUCUCGUGCUCUGACCAUGUUCCCAUGAUGCAGUCCGGCGUGCAGAACACAACUCCGGUUGCCCACAGCAAUGCGCCUGCCGCCGCUCUCUGCUCUGCUGCAGCCUUGUGACGUCACUGAGGGCUGGAGCGCUUCCUUGCUCCGGAGAGGAAAAAAUGGGCACAAGAUUGUUACGAGGCACUGGACUGACAAAUGAUGGCUUGCAAAGACAAAGUGAAAGUCGCCCUGUCUAUUGUACGGAAGAUCUGACUCCGUACUGCUGACCAGCCCAAACUGUCACUGCAACCAUGAGAAGACCUGAUGGGUACUUGACCUUUGGACCCCACUGGCGCCACAAUAAGGUCGCGUGAGCGCCCCCCCUCUCCCUGCGGCAGUUACUGCACGGUAUGGCCUCUCUGGACCUUCCAUACCGCUGUCCUCGCUGUGGGGAGCACAAGCGCUUCCGUAGCCUGUCGUCGUUGCGUGCCCACCUGGAGUACAACCACACGUAUGAGACCCUAUACGUUCUCUCUAAGUCCAACAGUGUUUGUGACGCCGCCGCUCUGCUACCCCUAGUAACGGAGGGUGCCCUACUCUCACCUCCAAAUAACAACGACCCCUUUGAGCCUUUGCAGCCGUCCGCUUUAAAAGAGCGCCACUUCCCUUGUCGCGAGCUUCCUUGUGUAGAUGACCUGAGUUUGACGCCGGCUAGCUCCAACACGUCUGCCAGGUAUAUCCCCAAUGUCGAGUUUCCUCUGGGGGAGAUUUUGAUGAAGACAGCUAUGACAUCCACAGACCCCAGUCCUUAUGGGAAUCCCAGUACAGCUGUAGCUGUAGCAGCCAAUGUUGCUGCCAGUGCAGUGGAGGCAGCUUAUGAAGAAGGCCUGGCCAGGUUGAAGGCACGGGCGUUUGAACGUCUUGAGCUGGAUGAAAGGAUGGAGAAGCUCUCUGAAGAGGUGGAGCAAAAAAUAGCGGCCCGUGUAGGCCGUCUUCAGGCCGAGCUGGAGAGGAAGAGCUCUGAGCUGGAACGGGCCAAGCUGGAGAGUGAGCGGCUCAGCCAGGAGAAACAAGACCUGGAGGACAAGGCCUUAGAGCUUUCUCGGCAGGUGGACGUUUCUGUGGAAAUGCUCGCCAACCUAAAACAGGACCUGGUGAACAAGGAGGCCGAGCUCAGCCACAAGCAGCAGGAGGUUGCGCAGAUCGACCAGUUCCUCCAGGAGACGGCGGCACGAGAAGCCAACGCCAAAGUUCGCCUGCAGCAGUUCAUCGAGGAAUUGUUGGACCGAGCGGACCGUGCUGAGAAACAGCUCCAGAUCAUCAGCAGCUGCGGCACCACGCCAAACGGUAGUCUGGGGCGCUGCAGUCUUCAGGCAUCAAAGGGAAAUGGACGCCAGAGGAACUCCAGCAUCUCGGGAAGCACAAGAGGUAUCUACCAAGCAUCUGAGCGACGUUCAUCGCCCAGUACGGGAGCAUCGGGUCGGGUCAAGUCAGUCUCACAGUGUUCUGGCGGAUAUGACAGCGACAGUGUGGAGAUGCACCCGAUGGAGGAGUGCCCCGAGGCUCAGUACUACCACAUGCAGUGCGGCCUGACCGAAGGGGGUUACGACCGCUCCCCUGGAUGUGGUGGAGGAGGGUCAAGAAACUGGGGUCUCCGUAAACAGGCCAUCCAGAACUGGCAGCGUCGGCCUUACAGGAACAGCACCGAAGGCGAGGAGGGAGAUGUAUCCGACGUGGGCUCUCGGACAACUGAGUCGGAAGUAGACAUGUGGGAGCAGGAGAGGAGAGCUGUGGCAGAAGUUCAGCAGUCUGGCGCCCCCUAUCCAUACCACAGCAGGUCUGGGUAUCGACAAAAUGCAGGACGCUCUGAAGGCAUCUACAGCAAACCCUGUCGCCAUGAAAAGAGCCCGUCCAAAUCCAACGAGGUGAUCAGCCCAGAGAUCCUGAAGAUGCGCGCUGGUUUAUUUUGUAUCUUCACCUACUUGGAUACUAAAACCUUGCUGAGAGCGGCAGAGGUCUGCAGAGACUGGAAAUUUGUGGCUCGCCACCCGGCCGUUUGGACCAGAGUUUUGCUGGAGAACGCUCGCGUUUCUUCCAAGUUGCUGGGAACGUUGUCUCAGUGGUGCACCCAGACACACUCGCUCAUCCUGCAAAACCUAAAACCUCGACAGCGUGGAAAGAAGGAAACCAAGGAGGAAUACUUAAAAAGCACACGUGGCUGUCUGGAGGAAGGACUGGAAGCGCUGCUCAAGGCCACAGGAAGUAACCUGCUCAUCCUGAAGAUUUCACAUUGUCCCAACCUGCUGACGGAUCGCUCCCUCUGGCUGGCCAGUUGCUACUGCCGAGCUCUGCAGGCUGUCACUUACAGGAGUGCCACAGACCCAGUUGGCCAGGAGGUCAUCUGGGCCCUCGGUGCAGGUUGUAGAGACAUCAUUUCCCUCCAGGUGGCGCCACUACACCCAUGCCAACAGCCGGCUCGCUUUAGUAACAGAUGCCUGCAAACCAUUGGGAGAUGUUGGCCACACCUCCGUGCACUCGGCGUAGGUGGAGCAGGAUGUGGCAUUCAGGGACUUGCCUCGUUGGCAAGGAACUGCAUGCGCCUUCAAGUGCUCGAGUUGGACCAUGUGAGCGAAAUCAACCAGGAGGUGGCAGCAGAGGUUUGCAGGGAAGGCUUGAAAGGCCUGGAGAUGCUGGUGCUCACGUCCACGCCAGUCACCCCCAAAGCACUGCUCCACUUUAACAGUGUGUGCCGCAACCUGAAAUCCAUUGUGGUCCAGAUUGGGAUUGAAGACUACUUUGAGGAUCCUAACAGCCCUGAGGCCAGAAAACUGUUUGAUGAGAUGGUUAAUAAGCUUCAGGCAUUGAAGAAAAGACCCGGAUUCUCCAAGAUCCUCCACGUGAAAGCAGACAGUCUCUGCUAACAUAAUUUCCUACAGAUUGUGUAAGGAGACGCCACUGCCACGGCUCCAUUCAGUCCAAAAGUGUGUGUGAAUGGGGUAAGAGAGCAUGUCCUAACACUGGAACGCCUUGAUGAAUCCUGACUUGAUGAAUCCUGACUGAGGCUCAAUGUGCAAUAUUCAUGCAUAAGGAGACACUUGUUUCUUGUUCGGGGGGGGAUCAUCUGCUGGACGUUACAUGGUCCUCAUUGGGUGACACGACUCACAGAUUCCUCUCAUUUUGGAUCAUGUAGUCUCUUGGAGGCUGAUCUCUUUGAGCUGGAUAACAGACCAUUUGAUAAGUUCUUAGUGAGUUGGGCACCCAUAACUGGUGGGCGGCAGCACAUUCUUUCUCCUCGGAAGGGAACUAAACAUUUGCAAGGUGGUAGCUUUGAGACUGCCUGACCUUGUAGCGCUCAGAAGCCAACCACUUCCUGCACAAAAAGCGUGCUGCAGCUACUUCCUGGCAUGGCAGUGAUGCAUUCCGCCACCUCUACCACCUUAUGCUAACAUAAUGGAUCUCCUUUAUUUUUCUUGGUUGUUAAAAGUAUCAGGUUGUCUGAGAGAACAGCAUGCAGUGCUCGAUGCUGGAUUCAUUUCAUUUUCAAACCGGUGCCAUUCGUGUCUGUCUGCGUUCCACUGAGCGUUUAUUUCCAAUGUGCCAUUAAUGCGGGGAGUAUUUCAUACUCUCUCAUCAGCUCAUGCACACAAGACUUUUUAUCUUGUACUCCUUGAUGUGUUACAAUUCGUAUUCAUGCUGAUUCUUCUAUUUGCAGAACGGUGCCAGUCACAGCCGAGCUUCUGUGGCGCCCUCUGCUGGUCUUUUCAGCCACUUACUCAUAUCCAAUGGUGGGGUUUCCUCUAGAAGUAGAAAUAAAUGGUGUGUGAAUGCUGAGAGAUACGGACCACCAAACCAAAAUACCAAAGAAAUAGAGACGUUAAUGCUGGUUAAUACAUCGCAGCAUAUAAUAACAAUGCCUAAUCUGAUGGGAAUUUAAUUGACUGCAUAAAAUCUAUGUUCUACAUAGAUAUAAAGGCCAUCAAGGUCUUCUUUCAACAGCGAAUUAAGUGAAAAUAUGGUUCUCAUUUGCUUCAAGAUAUAAUCUAUUCCAUACAAUCAACCAAAUUCUUAGCAAACAAUUGAUUAUGAUGUCCAGGGGUGUCCAAACUUUUUCCACCAAGGGCCACACACUGAAAAAUCGAAGGAUGUAGGGGCCACUUUGAAUUUUUUUUUAUUGUGUAAAAUGCAAAAAUUAAUAUAUAGCGAUAUAUAUAUAUACAUACAUAUAUAUAUACAUAUAUUUAAAGACUUUGCAUUUUAACUGUUUUAUUUAAUUUCUACAUUGGGCCACGGGCCAAUGACAAAUGAGCCACAAGAUGCAAAUGGCCCCUGGGGCCCCUACCCCCUGUUCCAUACGAAUAUGCCACAUAGAUGCUGUGAGCACUCAGCAAUAAUGGCAUGAUGUAAGAAAGUCAUUUGACUGGAGUGUUUUCAGGCGAUACCAUGGCAUCAUUGCAUGAUUUUUGCAAAUGGUAUUGGCCAAAAAAAUGACCUGAAUGGGAAUUUCAUUUCAUUUUGUUUGAAUCAUGUUGAGUGCGCAGGCCACACAACUAAGAGACCCGGGUUCAAUUUCCCGCUCGGCAUCUCUAUGUGGAGUUUGCCUGUUUCCUCCCACAUUCCAAAAACAUGCUAGGUUAAUUGGCGACUCCAAAUUGUCCAUGAGUGUGAAUGUGAUUGGCUGGCGACCAGUCCAGGGUGUACCCCGCCUCUUUCCUGAAGACAGCUGGGAUAGGCUCCAGCAUACCCGCGACCCUCGUGAGGAUAAGCGGUAUAGAAAAUGGAUGGAUGGAUGAAUUAUGUUGAAUCAUUUGAGCAGAAAAAUAACAAUGUUAGGAAGGAAACAUUUGUUGCUACACUGUAGCAUGAAUGUUUGUCUCUCAGCAUUCACACAGCAGCUACGUUUUUCAGCUUGUUGCAGUUUACACAUAAUGUCACUAUUCCACUGUAUCGUACCGGCCCAAUUCGGUUCACUUCAUCUCGUUCCAGUAACUGGAAUGAUCAACUGUAAAAGCCACUCCGCAGUCAAGGCGUCAAUCAGUGGGGACAUGCUAACAAACGACAAUGGAGGAGAACGAGGGUCUCGUAUUUACUUCUCAGAGCUAAGACGACAGGAUAAGCCAUGUACGUUGUUUUCUUCUCCAUCAAUGAGCUACCAGUGGUGGUUUAUGUCACCCGUAUGUUUGUUGUCCAGCCGAGUACGUACCAUGCAGUGGAAAAGGGGCAUAUGAACGUAUGCUAGCAAUACUUAAACCCACUUGUACUUCAAAUAAAAGGCAUUACACGAUCCAUUCUACAAGGAGUUACACCUCAAAAUCAAGUUGGGCAUGACUGUCCUUGGUGAUACUAUCAGUGUGGUUUUGAGGAUGUGAAUGUUCAUGGGAAAAUACAUUUUUGGAGCACACUGAGGACCAAAAAGUAAGGAUUUGUCUUAAUCCUGAAUUUGAGUGAAGUGCAAUAUGAAGUUAAAGGGGGAGCUGGCCUUUAAACAAAGCUUCUGACUGAAACUUCCAUGCACAUUUAUGCACACAGUUGAAGCAGGUUGACAAUGGAGCCGCACAUCAAGAAAGACGACCUUGUCUAAUGCAUCGUGGCACAUCGGGGUGCACAUUGUUCUGCAUUGCUUUAGCACGCACGCCUCAUCGGUUACACACAGCAAGGGGAGGAAACCCAUGUCUUCAUGUUUGGCUGUCGAAGCCACAACGUUAGGCUGGAUAGGGCUGCUCUUUUUCUAUCAGGGGAAGACUUUUUGAGUACAAAGUACACAACAAGGCAACAUGUUCCUUUUCAUGGCUUGACUCGUCAUAGUUUUCAAACAAUCUUCUUAACAUUUUUUGUUGUUCUGUCACAAAUCUAUUGGUGUUAUCAUAUUUCUUCAAAUAGCGGCUGUGGGAAUUCAUUCACUCAACUGCAGAGAGUAAUUAAUAAUAGUAAUAAUAAUGGUGGGUUCAGGAGGACCAGGGUUCAAUUCCACCCUCGGCCAUCUUUGUGUGGAGUUAGCAUGUACUCCCCGUGCAUGCGUGGGUUUUCUCCGGGUACUCCGGUUUCCUCCCACAUUCCAAAAACAUGCUAGGUUAAUUGGCGACUCCAAAUUGUCUAUAGGUAUGAAUGUGAGUGUGAAUGGUUGUUUGUCUAUAUGUGCCCUGUGAUUGGCUGCCGACCAGUCCAGAGUGUACGCCGCCUCUCGCCUGAAGACAGCUGGGAUAGGCUCCAGCACCCCCCACGACCCUCGUGUGGAAAAAGCGGUAGAAAAUGAAUGAAUGAAUGAAUGAAUGGUGGGUUCAGGCAGUAGAGCAGGUUAUCCAGAAACAGGAAGGUUGGCGGUUUGAUCCCUACUUCCUCUAUUUACUGUUGUUGUGUCCCUGGGCAAGACACUGUUUUGUCACCUUACCUUACCUCCAGUACCGCCCACACUGUUGUAUGGAUAGUUGGUGGUGAUUGGAGUGCAGUGUCGGCCCCAGGGCAGCUGUGACUACAGAUAUAGAUAACCACCACCAGUGCAAUAUAAAUGUAAUCCGUUAUUAUUACUCUAGAAUUGUACAUUUAUAAUGCAUAAGGUGCAUAACUGCGAGAGGCAUGAGGUUUAAACUUGCAUUAUGCUUCUAUGCAUUUAGCUUAUUAAUCAUCACAAAUGAACCAUGGCAUUGAGAGAGAAAGACUAUUAUAUUGGAGAUGGAUCUAAUCUAAUAAUUAUAUCAGUCACUUUUAUUGCAUAUGUGAAUCCAAAACGAUCAGAAGAGAACAUCAACAUCAAGCAAGCAGGGGGGAGAAGAGCAAGCUGGCAAAGUAUACAGCGUCUCCUUGACACAGCAGCAUAACCUCGGCUUUAUUAGAGGGCCAAAAAUAUGUUUAUGGGCAUCUCAAUUACUCAUAUAUUAUUUCAGAAUGUAACUGCCCUGAGUAGUGGGGAUCUACUGUACUAUUAUAAUUCUUAUUAUUGAUUAUUUUUUGUAUGUUUAAUUAUUUGUAAAAUAAAACAUCAAUACCACAUAUUAGAAUAUAUAUUAUAUAUAAUACAGUACAUCGGCAUGGUCCAAAAAAGGACUCCUUUUUUAUUGUAUUUAUUUUUAUGGGACACACAAAUGUAACAUCCAACGUAUUCUUGUUGUUUUAGCACAUAAUUUAGUAUGUUUAUACUAAAAGUAUAUAUUAUAUUACAGUAUUACAAUUAUUUGACAUUGGAAUAUUAUUAUUUACAAGUAAAUGUGUCAGAAUCAGCUCAUGAUCAUUUUUAAAAAUGGCAUUUAGUGUGCAUUUAGUUAUAGACUAUUGCGUAAAAUUGUUUACAGUCCCUAGUGGCACUAGUUGGGAUUUACAUAUAUGUAUUUUUUUUUGUCCUGAAGGGAAAAAGGAGUUGAGGGAUGCAUGGCCUCUAUUAGGGUGUAGGCCACUAUCUGAGGAAAUAAGGUAUUUCUCUGUGAGGUCACUCCUGAUUUCAAAGGUCAAAUCAUCACCCCAUCACCAUUUUCACAUUUUUGUCUUUUGUUUUUGUUUUUGGCAGAGCUUUGGGCCUAGCUGAAGGGUCAAGGGUCAUGACCGAACUGUGUUUUCUUGUUAGAAUUCUUCUACACUGCUACUGAUUGUCCACUUGGAGGGAAAAUAAGUUUUUAAACACGAUGCACUUGUUGUUUUCAGGUUUUAGACAAUCCUGCCUUCGCUAUCAGCUACUCUGUACAUAGGGUUUAUUUAAAAAAUAAAACAAAAGAAAACAAGCAGAAAAAAGGGUGGGGGGGAAGCAACAUUUAAUGUUGUAUAAUAAUAUGAUGAAAAAUGCUGACGUUUACAUACUGCAAAGCGUUCUCUCCAAAGCUGACUGAUGUUAGAGAAUUAUGUACAACCUUGGUGUCUGAAUUGUGUGUUAGAUACUUUAUAUUAAAUGUGCAUCAUUUGCAUAGAGAAAUUAUUUAAGAAGAGGAUAAAGAUGAUAAUUCAGCUAUUUAUUUCUAUAUACAUUAUAUAUAUAUAUACAUAUAUAUAUAUAUAUAAAGAAACAAAAGAGCGAUGUGUAUAAUGUUGGCAUGUUUGUGUUGGAGCAUCAUUAAGUUGCCUUUCUAAAUGUUCUGCUACUGUGGCAAGAAAUUUGAUGUUAAACAGCUUCCAUUGCCUGACGUUUAAUAACAUUUCUCUUGAGUUGACUGUCUGUUGUUGCACUAGUGAGAAAAAAAAAAAGAUAUAUAAAUAUAUACAAAUAUAUUACAGCUGUUAAUGAAGAGUGUUGUUUUUAAUGUUGGGCUGUUUCUUAGUGUUUGACUAAAUAAGAUGCACUUUUAUUUUUAUGAUCAUCGGCCCAAUGAGAAGCGAUAAGUAUAUGACAAGUCAACAUCUUCCAUAGGUGGUUUGAUUCCGCCGGCUCGACAUCCAUUUUUAGGUCAAUUACCAGUAAUUGUUUUUGCUUUUGCAUCGUACCUACACUACUGUUUAAGUCAUUGUGAAUAGGGACCUGCUGAAGUUGCUCCAGGUGCCAAAUAACACCACAAUGAACAUAUUCUCCUAUUCCGCCUAUGCUAAUGUCAACCGGUUCUGCUUUCUUUAUCUGACUGAGUGCUGAACCAAAUGUUUCAACUUUCUGUCCUACUCUACAAACUGUACAUAAUUUUGCGUAUUACCUCAACACUUAUCCGGUCAAUUAAGUGUGCCAUUUAUCGGUGUUUAUUUGUAACGCUAAAAGCAUCCAUGAACUUCAUACAUAACAGCAAAAAAAAUGUAAUUGUUGCUGGAGGGUUCCAACUGAUGAUCAGCCUUUGAUGACUGCAAUUUUACCACUCAUUUGUUGUCAUCAAUAAAACUGCUUUAAAAUUCA